GGCCACUCGAAGCACCAUGAGGCUUUUCCUAAAGUCGCCGGUCUUGGAGGCUACUUUCAAUUUGUCAACAGGAUCAGUACAAGAUUCGACCCAGCAGGGAGGACACAACAGGUCGAAGACCCUCCUCAACUGCGCAGUCCACAUUCUCGCACAUGGUGCCUAUUGAUCAUGGAUAGCUUGUGCUCCGAAAUCGAGCCUGCUAUUGAGGACACUGGCAUUCGAAGGCUAUCCGACGCAUCUAGACCACGAAUGACGCUAAGAAAUGAUGCAACAUGCUGAGGCAGAAGACCUUGGAGUCGGUUCCAGCACAUCGGUUUCCUGCACCUACAUACGAAAUGGUAAGAUACAAAUGUCUAUUGAACCGAGAAACCACUGCUCCAAACUUAUCGGCUACUCGAUCUUAGUAGGAUCAUGGGUGCCUGUGCGCCGUUGCGCGCCAUUUGACAAAUUUCGAUAUCACGGGCCAUGCUUGGCUAUGACGUUGUCCUACUACCAACGACGUCCAGCAAUCGUUUCAACACCGACCUGCAAUCAUUUCAUGCCUGCCAUCCAUCCAGUUGGCCACCUUUCCAGCCAGUUUUGCGACAUGCCUCAAGGUAUUUCCAACCUCAAAUUCCCUCAUGCUCCACAGCCUUAUCCCGUCUCAAAGUGUGAUAGUGUGAUGGGACAGGGGUGACAUCGGCGCAGAGGGCUCGAGCUUCAGGACCAUUAUCGUGAACUCAAAAUCCGAUAUCGGGCUU
Messenger RNA from Exophiala xenobiotica, 740 nucleotides. RefSeq lists its product as uncharacterized. The record is from RefSeq and is a predicted model, not a curated record. Bases 263 to 676 code for a protein of 137 amino acids. Lineage: Eukaryota; Fungi; Ascomycota; Eurotiomycetes; Chaetothyriales; Herpotrichiellaceae. The transcript has a single exon.